Molecule: messenger RNA, 1690 nt
Organism: Annulohypoxylon truncatum
Lineage: Eukaryota; Fungi; Ascomycota; Sordariomycetes; Xylariales; Hypoxylaceae
Product: glycoside hydrolase family 5 protein
Exons: 2
Coding region: 303-1460 (385 amino acids)
Biological process (GO): glucan catabolic process
Molecular function (GO): hydrolase activity, hydrolyzing O-glycosyl compounds
Source: RefSeq, a predicted model, not a curated record
GGUAAAUUUUGACGGCCAACUCAAAGUGCGAUCCGAAGGCCCGCGCUUGAAUAGGACAAGAUCACGCAGUCGUGGGCGAAUAGCUUACAAUGCACACUCUAGUUUCAUUAGGAAUGGAGAUGUGCGAAGCGUCUUCAAUUUCCACUGAAGAUGCAGAUUGAUUAAUUUCAACGAAACCCGUAGACCUAUCUAAUCGAACUAAUGCUAGCUAAUCCUAACCUAUAAGAAGCACCUCAUGCGCACGGCAAAUAUGGUUGCCUUCUAACCUCUACCUAUCAAGCAUUCCCGCAGAUUUGCCCAACAUGAAGUAUUCGACUUUCAUAAUUAGUUUGGCGACGACGGCUUCGGCCACCGUCUACUAUGCUGGUGUCGCCGAGUCGGGUGGCGAGUUUGGUGUAUGGAGUGCUGAUGCCAAGAAGGGCACUGGCUUACCUGGGACCUUUGGCGUCGACUACCAAUUCAUCGAUAAGACCGGGAUCGACGUCCACGUGGACCAGAACCACCUGAACCUCUUUCGCAUAGCCUUCUUGCUUGAGCGAAUGGCGCCUGUUGAGACUGGUCUGGGGAAGACGUUUAACGAGACUCAUUUCGAUCACUUCAAAGAGGCGGUCGACUAUGUGACGGUCACCAAGGGUGCCUAUGCCAUCUUGGAUCCUCACAACUACAUGCGAUACAAUGAUCCGUCGUCCCAACCCUACUCUGGUAGCGUGAUCGGUAACAUAUCGGACUCUACCGCCGCCACGACCGAGCAAUUCGGGGAGUUCUGGGGCGAGCUCGCUAAGCGGUUCGCGGAUAACGAGAAAGUCAUCUUCGGACUGAUGAAUGAACCGCACGAUAUGGAAACUAGUCUCGUGCUGAAAAACAACCAGGCUGCAGUUGAUGCCAUCCGUGCCGCGAAUGCUAGCAAUUUGAUCCUUCUCCCUGGAAAUAGCUGGACUGGAGGUCACGCGUGGACUCAGGGCCCGGAUCCGAAUAGCGCGAUUAUCCAGGACUUCAAGGACCCUCUAAACAACACAGCAAUCGACAUUCACGAAUACCUCGACGUGGAUUAUAGUGGUAGUCAUAGCGAGUGCGUGAGCGACCCGGCGACAAACUUGGCGGAUGUGACGGCGUGGCUAAAGGAGAACAAUCUUAAAGCUUUCAUCACCGAGUUCGGCGGACACAACAACACAGGAUGCGAUGACAUGUUGACAGACUUCAUCAAAUAUAUGGACGAUAAUGACGUGUAUAUUGGAUGGACGGCGUGGGCAGCUGGCCCAUUCUGGGGUUCUGCCAGUCCGUGCUGCACAGAUUCUAUGAACUACGGCAGUUUCGAGCCUGGGAGCAAGGCUGCUGACGGUGGCCCGGGUCUGUACGAUACCGUCUGGCUGAAGGUGCUACAACCACUUGUUCCGAGCAAGCUACAGUGGGAGGGUCAGGCGAGUGUAGCAGGAGGAGAGUUGACCGAGUUCCCUGCGUAAGCGCGGCGCUUCAGCUGCACCUAAUUGGAAUCCCACAUUUCUAUCGGCGAUACCUUCGGAAUGACUGUUGCGAUUUGUUCAUCUGUUCAAAGCUGAACGGCGAUUAAUAAAAAUGCCUCUCCCCUUUUAUCUUGGUUGGCUUGGCUUCUUCGGACCUCCUACGUAAGGGCUUCAAUCGCCGAUUUACACAAUCCCACGUGUACCGCCAUAAUGCAACGUCAAAAUCGGUG